This is a messenger RNA of Funneliformis geosporum, 1128 nucleotides long. Lineage: Eukaryota; Fungi; Glomeromycota; Glomeromycetes; Glomerales; Glomeraceae. The record is from the annotation of a GenBank genome assembly.
AUGCCUUAUUAUCAAUUAACUAAUUUUUAUGCUAGUUCGAUAGAAUGUGAAUUACCAAUUGAAGUCAUUUAUGGUAGUAGUUUCAGGUAUAUGCCUUUGGAUGAAAAAGGAAAGUUAUCCAGCGGUCAUAAACAUUUUUAUAACAAGGAACUUGUUAUGAUAAGAUUGCCGAAAAGAGAAAGAGGCGAGUAUCAGGGAAAUGGUGUAUAUAUUGAAAUGUGUGGGGGGGUUGGCGAAAGUCUAAAAGGGUUUAAUUUCCUAGCAAUGACGAUAGAUAAAAUUAGAAAUAUUACUAAUCCCGGAGAAGCCCAGAAUGGAUUAAGAGGAGAUUGGUUUUUGGAAGAGCGACCAACAAGUUUAUCUUGGGAUAGCACAGUAGUGGUUCCAAUGCGAUUACGAGCCAUGCGAGAUGGUGUUGAUGGCAGAGAAGCGGAGUCGCCGGAGUCAAACACUAACGCUAAGGACAACGAGAAUGAGGAAAAAAUAGCCCUGAUUAACAAAAACGUUUCAGAAAUCCAAGCCAAAUUAAAUGCUGCUGGAAUUAGUCCGGAGCAAGCAUUAGAAAUGAACAAAUCGAAAGAACAGCAAGCCGAAAACGAACUAAAUGCCGCUACCGAAAGUGGUAAAAAAGAGAAUAUAAUUUCGGCAAUUAAAAAUAAUGAAAAAAUUAUUACUACUAGUUCUAAUUCAAAUUUAAAGCAAGCCCAAAAAAAGGCAGAAGAAAAAUUAAAACAAUUAGGAGCCCAAGAUGAAUUAUGCCAAAUUGUUCGAGAAGAAAUUAAACUCAUUUUACAACAAAACGGAUUAGAGCCUUCCGAUUUAUCUGCUACUAAGACAAAAUACGAUAAUAAUGACCCCACUGCUCGGGAAGAAAUUAAAAAAGAAAUAGGUGAAAAAGCCUUAGUCAAAAUAAUUCAGGAACUUCGGAAAGCCCUAGAUAUGGGAGACAGAGUUAAAAUUGAAAAUGAGGUUAAAAAGUUAGAAUCAUUUGUAAAUAGCGGAAUUGACUACCACCAACAAGCCGUUGCUGCGAAAAAGAAUAUAAUUAAUGAUUUAAUUAACCGAAGCAAAAAUUACUCUUCCGACCACUCCAAAACUUUCUUUCGCCUCGACAACCCUCUACUGUGA